GUGGAGUUUAUCCUCUACUGUCAGGGUGCCAGCCACAGGAGGCGGCCAGGAUAAGGGCAUUUCCAGGAGUAGCGUCUUUGCCAUCUUGGAGGAAAGGAGCUUUCUCCAGAGCAGGAGAAAGAGGCCGGGCGUCUGCAGCAGGCCGAUUUAUUGGCUCCCCAAGGGGAAAGCAGAGCUGCCACCUUGGAGAUCUCCUUUCCCCCUCCUGCCUGGUCCUAAGAAGUGAACGGAGGCAGUGGGAAACUCUGCCAGGCCUAGGGGGGAGAAACCUCGCCCCGUGACCCUGCUCCAUACCUCUUGCUGGGGAUUUUGUGGAAGAGAAUCACACACACACACACACACACACACACACACACCAGGACAACUGCUCUCUGCCUAGACUGUGCUUUGGACCAUGGGCAAUGGCAUGAACAAGAUUCUCCCUGGGCUCUUCCUCGGCAACUUCAUAGAUGCCAAAGACCUGGAUCAGCUGAGCAGGCACAAUAUCACCCACAUCGUCUCCAUCCAUGAAUCCGCACAGCCAUUUAUUCCGGGAAUCAUCUACCUCCGCAUUGCUCUGCCGGACACACCAGAGGCCAACAUCAAGAAGCACUUCAAGAAAUGCAUCCAUUUCAUCCAUUCCUGUCGCCUGCGUGGAGGGAACUGCCUUGUUCACUGCCUCGCAGGGAUCUCCCGCAGCACCACCAUCGUCCUCGCGUACGUCAUGGCCGUGACACUGCUGAAUUGGCACGACGCCCUGGAGGCCGUCAAGGCAGCCCGGCCGGUCGCCAACCCCAACCCGGGUUUCCGUCAGCAGCUGGAGGAGUACGGGGGCAGCCGGUCUGUGAAGAAGAUCCACCGGAGACUUGAGCGCAAGUAUGGAGCGUCGCCUUUUAGUGACGAAGAGGACAUCAGAGCCCUGCUCCCACCUGGAAAAAGGCACCUGGUCCCCAGGGGAGAUGGGACUCCACAGACCCUGGUGCCAAAGGGCAGAGGAGCCAAGCACACGGACCCCUUUCUGCUGCGGAUGAAGCAGACCUUCUCCUGCCUCCCUGGGUGUUUGAAAUGACCCCCCUCUCCAGGCGUUUUUUGGGGGAAAGCACAGAAGCUUAGCACAUCGGACUGGUUGGAGUCAAAACCUGGCAAGGGCUGUUCCAUCUCCUGGGAUCACGAAAUGCGCUGGGCUGAGAAACCGGCAGCACCCACGAGUAGCCACCCAGAUCCACGUGGUCCACCCACCUCAGUCCCUUUCACUCGCUGAAACGGAGGGAACUGUUAGGAGAGCCCGGCCCCAAGGGACUUCUCUGCAGGUUCAGAUGGUUAAAAAAUGCCAGGCACAAAGGUCGCCAGCUUCAGUGACCGGCUGAGGAGUGGGAGCCAAGGCAUCCCAGAAACAGAUGGUUCUUUGGGGAGUUCCCCCCCCCCUUGCACGGGGUUGGACUAGAUGACCCUUUGGGAUCUCUUCCAACCCUACACUUCUAUGAUUCUAUUAUCCCGAGAAAGAACAAUUCAGGGGCUUCAGCCGUUCGAGAAAUUACAACCAAGUGGGUGCCUUUUUAUUUUUAUUUUUUUCGCCAAAUGGAGAUGGUUCUUGCACAACAAACGGCUUCCUCAUCCAGAUGGUGCGUCAGGUCUCUCAGCUGCGAGUGUAGGUGGGUGCGAUUGACAGAAGUGAAAAUAGCAGGAUGGAGUGGAACAAAGCAGUCAUUAGCCGAUGAGCAGAGACUCCAACAGUUGGACCGAAGGAAGAAUUUUGGCCGGUGCAGUUUGUCCCGUUACUCCCAGACGACGGCGAGAGAAGCUGCGCUUUGCCAAAAUUCUCUUCUGCACAGGGGCUUUCCAAGCACUUCCUUUACCGAAUGAACCGUUACACCCAGCGGCCUCCUUCCCGACAGCGCAGGAAGCUGGCUGCCAGCGACAAACAGAGGUGGGUGGGUUCCCCCCCACCGCCACUUUGACCUAACCCUGCCCUCUGCUGUGCUCUUAGACCAAACAGCUUUCCACGCUGAGCAGGAGAGUUAGAGCCCUGGUCCAAUUCCCUAGGCCAGAGAGCUGAUGCGCUCUGAUUAUUUCCUGCCGGCCUGCUGUGGGAAUGCGAGCUUUUAAAAUGCUUCUUAGCGAAGGUCCUUCCGUUCGUUAGAAUGCAAAAAAGGCAGGCAUCAUCGCCGCCAUCAUCAUCGCCGUCCCCGGUGGGACAAAAAUGAUGAAUUUGCCGGCGACUCAGCAGUCCAAAUUGCACUUCCCAAGGGAGCGAUCGUAAAGGAUGUGCCACACUAAUGAUCAGGGUAAAAAAUGGUGCUGUGCUGUGCACACACACACUCCACCCCCCCACUAGCCUGCUAAGCCCCAUUCUCUCAGGCUAUUAAACCCCUUCCUGUGCACUGGGGGCUGGAGGACCCCCUCUGGAGCAAGAUCUGGAUGGGCAGGGGGGCUGCAGGAGGGGGGCAGAAGAAGGAGAAGCCACAUCAGCACGCAGGCAGAGGUUUGCUUGCUCAACAUCUGAUAUUUGUGGCCACAACAUCAAGACAGAUUUUUUUCUAUGCUCACCCAGACCUCCUCCUUUUUAACAUUGCAACUUAGGGAAAGUUCUGGGAAACUUGAAGGCUUGCUUCCUCUUGUGACGCUUCACUGGGUCCUAAUAAAGGCGAGGCCCAGUUGUGGAUGUCGGAAUUUUUCUUAAGGGCUGGUAAACUUCCUUUAAUUUUUGUUUAACAGAGAGAUUGGUAUUGCGCGUGCACACGCACACACACACACACACACACACACGGAUGAGUAUGGGUAGAGUUAGGGAACAGUUCUUUCUGGCAUUUGUUAUCCCGGGGAUAACCAAACAGUUAUACCUUUUUAAAAAUAAUAAUAAUAA
Lacerta agilis (Sand lizard) is the source of this 2842-nucleotide messenger RNA. It is a transcript of the gene DUSP15, whose product is annotated as dual specificity phosphatase 15. Gene Ontology annotation, cellular component: cytosol. The transcript is spliced from 7 exons. NCBI's taxonomy places the organism in Eukaryota, Metazoa, Chordata, Lepidosauria, Squamata, Lacertidae. Gene Ontology annotation, molecular function: protein tyrosine/serine/threonine phosphatase activity. The coding region runs from base 395 to 1048 and encodes 217 amino acids. The record is from RefSeq and is a predicted model, not a curated record. Gene Ontology annotation, biological process: regulation of cell population proliferation; transforming growth factor beta receptor signaling pathway; protein dephosphorylation.